CACGCGUAGUCUCGCGAGGUUUCGGCGCGCACUGGUUUGUGGCUCGCGCAGACAGUACUAGCUGUGGAGGAGACAGAGCAGAAGCGGCGGCUGAGUGAGCUCGGUCUGGAAAAGAGUGGGUAGCUGAAGAGUCAAAUAAUAGCCACAUAAGUGUUGGUUUACGUUUCCCCUCAUCUCACAACAUGCAUAUUGAUUAUAUAGUCCUUUUAACACACACUUUAUAAUGUCAAAAGAAGAAAAUGUUGACCUAUUCCAGCUGGAUUUCAAGCUGCCACCUUCUAGAUUGAAUCAUCAUAACUUAACCUAUCUAUUAAACCCAUGGUAAAACCGAUCUAAGGAAGCAUUGGAUAUUUGUGCUUUAUAUUUGAUUUUCUUUUUAAGUCUGUUUUCUUUCAUUAGUGUUUCUUGUAGAGAAGAAAAAUGAAAUUUCCAUUUUAUUGGUUGAUUUUUACAUAAAUUAAUUUUCAAAGAUUGCAAAUACAAAAACUUUUGGGUAUGGCUACUGAUCCAACGUGACUUGGUUGGGAGCACUCUUAGACUCAUGAGUGGGUAUACCAUGUUGCGAAAUGGGGGAUUGGGGAAUGGAGGUCAACCAUGGAUGUUACGUUGGUCAAGCAGAAUCAGACUUUCUUGGCUUAGUUUCACACUGUUCAUCAUCUUAGUAUUCUUCCCCCUGAUUGCUCACUAUUACCUUACCACCAUAGAUGAUGCAGAUGAUGCAGGUAAGAAAAUAUUUGGCCCUCGAACAGUCAAUGAACUUUGUGAAGUGAAGCACGUUCAUGAUUUGUGUCGGAUCAGAGAAUCUGUAAGUGAAGAGCUGCUACAGCUAGAAGCAAAACGCCAGGAGCUUAACAGUGAAAUUGCAAAAUUAAACCUAAAGAUAGAAGCCUGUAAAAAAAGCAUAGAGAAUGCUAAACAGGACCUUCUUCAGCUUAAAAAUGUCAUCAGUCAAACAGAACAUUCAUAUAAAGAAUUGAUGGCACAAAAUCAGCCAAAACUUUCAUUGCCAAUUCGGCUGUUGCCAGAGAAAGAUGAUGCUAACAUACCAUUGCCAAAGUCCAAAAGGAACUGCAGGCUACAUAAUUGUUUUGACUACUCACGUUGCCCACUUACAUCUGGGUUUCCUGUAUUUGUCUAUAACAGUGAUAAAUACCCUUUUGGUAACUACAUAGAUCCUUUAAUUAAACAAGCCUUAGAGGCAAGUGUCAGAACUAAUGUUUAUGUAACUGAAAAUGCAAAUAUUGCAUGUAUAUAUGUAGUUUUAAUUGGAGAAUUGCAGGAGCCAGUAAUGCCAAAACCUACUGAACUGGAGCAGCAUUUGCACUCUUUGCCAUAUUGGAGGACUGAUGGGCACAACCAUCUUAUUAUUAACUUGUCUAGAAAAUCUGAAACGCAGAACUUUCUUUAUAAUGUCAGCACAGGACGUGCCAUGAUUGCUCAGUCCACAUUUUACGAUUUACAGUAUCGACCUGGUUUUGAUAUUGUUACGUCACCAUUGGUUCAUGCAAUGUCUGAACCUAACUUCCUGGAAAUACCACCCCAGGUGCCAGUUAAGCGAAAAUACUUAUUCAGCUUUCAAGGGGAGAAAAUCGAAUCUCUUCGUUCUAGUUUGCAGGAGGCACGUUCAUUUGAGGAAGAAAUUGAGGGAAAUGCCCCUGCUGACUAUGAUGACCGCAUCAUUACCACUCUUAAAGCUGUCCAGGACAGUAAACUGGAUCUUGUCAUGGUUGAGUUUACCUGCAAGAACCAGCCUAAGGCAAGUCUGCCCACCGAGUGGGCUCUUUGUGGGGAAAGGGAAGACAGAUUAGAGCUACUGAAGCAAUCUACUUUUGCACUAAUUAUUACGCCAGGAGAUUCUCACCUUGUUAUGUCUGCUGGCAGUGCCAUGAGGCUUUUUGAGGCUCUUGAAGUUGGAGCCAUUCCUGUUGUUCUGGGUGAGCAAAUUCAGUUACCCUAUCAUGACAUGAUUCGAUGGAACGAGGCAGUGUUAAUAAUACCAAAACCACGUAUCACAGAAGUACAUUUCUUAUUAAGAAGCAUUUCUGACAAUGAUCUUCUUUCUAUAAGGAGACAAGGACGUUUCUUGUGGGAGACAUACUUUUCUACAUCUGAUACUGUUUUUAAUACAAUCAUGGCAACAGUAAGGACUCGGAUCCAAAUUCCAGCUGCUCCUAUUAAAGAAGAACCAGCAGUGGAGAUUCCUCAUCGAUCUGGUAAAGCUGCAGGCACUGAUCCCAAUAUGGCAGACAAUGGAGAUCUGGAUUUGGGUCCAGUUGAAACAGAGCCGCCUUAUGCAUCUCCUAAAUACUUACGUAAUUUCACACUAACUGCAACAGAUAUCUACCGUAACUGGAAUACAGCUCCGGGUCCUUUUCACCUUUUUCCUCACACACCUUUUGACCCUAUCUUGCCAUCUGAAGCUAAAUUUUUAGGUUCUGGAACUGGAUUUCGACCAAUUGGUGGUGGGGCUGGUGGUUCUGGAAAAGAGUUUCAAGCUGCCCUUGGUGGAAAUGUACCUAGAGAGCAGUUUACAGUGGUUAUGCUAACCUAUGAGCGUGAAGAAGUAUUAAUGAACUCUUUGGAAAGAUUAAAUGGACUCCCUUACUUAAACAAAGUAGUGGUUGUCUGGAAUUCUCCAAAGUUACCAUCUGAAGACCUUCUGUGGCCUGACAUUGGCGUACCCAUAGUGGUUGUACGCACAGAAAAAAACAGCUUAAAUAAUCGUUUCCUUCCAUGGGAUGAAAUCGAAACCGAAGCUGUGCUUUCAAUUGAUGAUGAUGCUCAUCUUCGUCAUGAUGAAAUCAUGUUUGGGUUUCGUGUCUGGCGGGAGGCGAGAGACAGGAUUGUAGGAUUUCCUGGACGGUACCAUGCCUGGGACAUUCCUCAUCAGUCUUGGCUCUACAACUCUAAUUAUUCUUGUGAACUAUCCAUGGUACUGACGGGUGCUGCUUUUUUUCACAAGUACUACGCAUACCUGUAUUCCUACGUAAUGCCACAAGCGAUCAGAGACAUGGUGGAUGAAUACAUCAACUGUGAAGACAUUGCCAUGAACUUCCUUGUUUCCCAUAUCACUAGAAAGCCUCCCAUUAAGGUUACUUCACGUUGGACCUUCCGAUGUCCAGGCUGCCCACAGGCCCUGUCGCACGAUGAUUCACAUUUCCACGAGCGGCACAAAUGCAUUAACUUUUUUGUUAAAGUGUACGGAUACAUGCCACUUCUAUACACCCAAUUCCGAGUGGAUUCUGUUCUUUUCAAGACUAGACUUCCACAUGACAAGACAAAAUGUUUCAAAUUUAUCUAGCUCUGGGCAGCAAAUUAGGACAUUUUCAAAAUGCAUUUGAACUCUUGCUGCCUAGACGUUGCCUAAAGUGUUCUCUUCAGUCUUAAAAGGAUUACUUAAUAUAAAUAGCUUUUUCAGCACAGUGGACUCUUAAAAAUAACACUAGAAAACCCUUCUGAUAUUGUACACUGAAAACAAAGGGGAGACUUUGGUCAGGUAUCCCUUUUUGUAUAUUGGCCAAAGGAAACUAGUAUGUUUUUACUGUUAUUUUUCUUUUUAUAUCCAUGCAAAUAUUUUAGAUUUGUGUGGUGAGUCUUUUACUUGUUUUCUAUAUUUUCUCCUAUUCGAUAAAUGUAGAAAUUUGAUUUGGUGAGUUGUAGAAACGUGCAUGUGGUGUAAGGACUGAAGAUUGUUCUGCGCCCAAGAAACGUAGAAUUUGUUAGUAUCUACAACAUUGAUCAAGACACUAGGUACUUUUUUCAUUUUUACUGACCAUAUGUAAUGGCUGAGAAGAUGACAGCACACUCAGUUUCUUUUUUUUUAAUUUUCCUACAGAAGAUGGAAUCAAGCAUUCACUUUAUUUUAGUUUUAACUUUUCCGUGAAAAUGUUUUGGUGACUUUCUCCACAGCAAAUAUAACGCACAAAACUGCCAACUAAACUACAGAGCUUAACUUUCCAGAAUUGUUGGGCGUCACAUACUAUCUCCACUUCCUCUGUAUUAUCCCAAAACAGCGGCAUAAUUCGAUCUACACAUAAUAAAGCACAGAAUUGCCACUUUUAAAAAUGUCAUGUUUGUACAUUAAUAAAUUGCUGUACAGGUCAAGAUUAUAUAAGAUGUUAAUUUAGAUGUGUGGACUGGCAUUCUGAGCAACUGAAUUUUCAGCUGGAAUACCAUGCGCUAGGAUGAAUCCUUAUUGGAUUAUGUGCAGUACCCUCGGAGUACCAGUAAAAAAUUAACAAAAUCCAAUGGAUUUAGUAAAGUAACCUGUUGAAAUAAGAUGUGUGUUGUACCAAAAUGUGUUGGGAUAAGAUCAGAUCACAUCUGUUUAGAGGUUUAGUAAUGUAGUUAAACCUGUGGUACAUAAAGUGUUGAAAUAAAGGGGUUAAAAUAAACACCAUUGAAAAGAA
Molecule: messenger RNA, 4409 nt
Organism: Bombina bombina (fire-bellied toad)
Lineage: Eukaryota; Metazoa; Chordata; Amphibia; Anura; Bombinatoridae
Gene: EXTL3
Product: exostosin like glycosyltransferase 3
Exons: 6
Coding region: 542-3301 (919 amino acids)
Cellular component (GO): membrane
Molecular function (GO): glycosyltransferase activity
Source: RefSeq, a predicted model, not a curated record